Molecule: messenger RNA, 1500 nt
Organism: Propithecus coquereli (Coquerel's sifaka)
Lineage: Eukaryota; Metazoa; Chordata; Mammalia; Primates; Indriidae
Gene: GJA3
Product: gap junction protein, alpha 3, 46kDa
Exons: 2
Coding region: 181-1500 (439 amino acids)
Biological process (GO): visual perception; cell communication
Cellular component (GO): connexin complex; gap junction
Molecular function (GO): gap junction channel activity
Source: RefSeq, a predicted model, not a curated record
CACUGGGGCGGCGGGGAUGGCGGCUGGGCGGGGAGGUCGGGGCCCGGGCGCGGGGCGCACGCGUGAAGCUGCACCGCACGUGUGAAAGGAAUUCUCCUUUUCAGAGCGGUCGGGAGCCGCGCUCGGAGGGAGCGUGCCAGGGUCGCCGCCGCGGCAAAGCGGGGUUAGGAAUCGGGAGCAAUGGGCGACUGGAGCUUCCUGGGGCGACUCCUGGAGAACGCGCAGGAGCACUCCACGGUCAUCGGCAAGGUCUGGCUCACCGUGCUGUUCAUCUUCCGCAUCCUGGUGCUGGGCGCCGCGGCCGAGGAGGUGUGGGGCGACGAGCAGUCGGACUUCGUGUGCAACACGCAGCAGCCCGGCUGCGAGAACGUGUGCUACGACAGGGCCUUCCCCAUCUCCCACAUCCGCUUCUGGGCGCUGCAGAUCAUCUUCGUGUCCACGCCCACGCUCAUCUACCUGGGCCACGUGCUGCACAUCGUGCGCAUGGAGGAGAAGAAGAAAGAGAGGGAGGAGGCGCUGCCGCGGGGCGACGGCCCGCAGCAGGGCGCGGCCGGCCCGGGGGACAAGCCCCCGGCGCGGGACGACCGCGGCAAGGUGCGCAUGGCCGGGGCCCUGCUGCGGACCUACGUCUUCAACAUCAUCUUCAAGACGCUGUUCGAGGUGGGCUUCAUCGCCGGCCAGUACUUCCUGUACGGCUUCGAGCUGAAGCCGCUGUACCGCUGCGACCGCUGGCCCUGCCCCAACACGGUGGACUGCUUCAUCUCCCGGCCCACGGAGAAGACCAUCUUCAUCAUCUUCAUGCUCGCCGUGGCCUGCGCGUCCCUCCUGCUCAACAUGCUGGAGAUCUACCACCUGGGCUGGAAGAAGCUCAAGCAGGGGGUGACCAACCGCCCGGGCGCCGAGCCCGCGGAGGCCGGGGUGGUGGCCGCGGAGCCGCUCGCGCUCCCCGCCGCCUCGGGCCCCGCCGCCGUCGCCAUCGGCCUCCCGCCCCACUACACGCGCUCCGCCGCGCCCCCCGCGCAGGCCGGGCCGGCCGGCUACCCCGCCUUCCCGCCGCCGGCCGACUUCCAAGCGGUAGCCCCGUCCGAGGCGCCCGGGAAGGGCCACUCCGCCAGACUCUACAGCGGCCACCACCUGCUGAUGAGCGAGCAGAACUGGGCCGGCCCGGCGGCCGAGCAGCAGGCCCCGGCGCGCAAGGCCUCGCCCGCCGCGGCCGCGCCCAGCCCCGCGGGCAGCAGCCCCGGGCCGCUCCCGCCCGACGGCGCCGACACCGAGGCCGAGGCCGAGGCGGGGGGCGCGGCGCCCCUGCUGCUGGCGGACGGCAGCGGCAGCAGCCUGGAGGAGAGCGCCCUGGCCGUGACUCCCGAAGAGGAGGAGCAGGCGGUGACCACCGCGGCCGAGAUGCACGCGCCGCCCUCGGUCCCCGCAGACCCCGCAGACCCCGGGCGGGCCAGCAAGGCCAGCAGCGGGCGGGCCAGACCGGACGACUUGGCCAUCUAG